Messenger RNA from Cryptomeria japonica (Japanese cedar), 1109 nucleotides. RefSeq lists its product as uncharacterized. The coding region runs from base 159 to 653 and encodes 164 amino acids. Lineage: Eukaryota; Viridiplantae; Streptophyta; Pinopsida; Cupressales; Cupressaceae. The transcript has a single exon. Gene Ontology annotation, molecular function: zinc ion binding; DNA binding. The record is from RefSeq and is a predicted model, not a curated record.
CCAGAUUUAAGACCGACUGAAGUAGAUUGGGGCAGAAGUAAAAGCCUACGCCAGGGUUUAAAUACCAAUGGAGCAAUCAUGAAAUCUGAAUUUCUGUGUCUGCCUUAGAGUGCGAAGAAACUUCCAGUUGUGUGAGAAGUAAAAGAUUUACAGCAGGAAUGGCAAGCUUUUUCAAUUCCCAAUCGCAGGAGAAAGAGGGCAGCGAUGGCGGCAUCCUCUGCGCCAACAAGUGCGGAUUCUUCGGAUGUUCUGAAACAAUGAAUUUGUGCUCUGUAUGUUAUAAGCUUCUUAUGAAGAACCAGAACAAUGCCAAGGCUGAGGAAGAUGGUACUUCUUCUUCUUCUUCCACUCCUGAUGUUUCGAUGCAGCUGUCGAAGGGAAAUAAUGAGUGUAAGAGAUUAAAGAAUACAGGAACAGGAGAGGAAGGGGGAGAAGGGGAAAAGGGUGAUGCAAAGCUGAAGCCAAAUCGCUGCACUUCCUGCAAGAAGCGCGUGGGAUUGACGGGCUUUCAGUGCCGUUGCGGAGAUAUGUUCUGUGGCCUCCAUCGGUAUGCAGAGGAGCAUAAUUGCCCGUAUGAUUACAGAAAAGGCGCUCAACAAUCUAUCGCUAAAAAUAAUCCUGUCAUCAAGCCUGAGAAAUUUCAGAAGUUUUGAUUUCAUCGGACGCUUACUUGUUACUUUGUUUAACCUAUCCUUAGGGGAUUUUUACCCUUUGUUUGGACGGAAAUAGUUUAGCAUUUGCAGGGGAUUUAAAGGGUAUGUAUAGUUUAGGGUUCAGAAAGUUUGCAAAUACAAUGUGAAAUGUUUGCCAUUACUUUCCGGACUACUUUUGAGAAUUGGGCUACAAUUACAGGUCUCUGUGCUGACAGAUCUUCUAAAAAUUGAUGACUGUCUGUCUAUUCUCCAGAUUAAUACUGACAGUAGUGGGUUUUUUUCUUUUUCUUUAUAUGUUUUAUUCAUUCUUGUGGAUGGAGUGAACCUCGAUUGUUCUCUGCUUCAACUGCAUGCAAGGCAAAAGGAAUUUUGUAAUGUACUUGUUUCUCCAUAUAUAUAUGGAAUGUACUUGUUUUUCUAUGUAUUGUUAAUCCUUUUUAGUAAUUUUGUUUUCCA